Molecule: messenger RNA, 928 nt
Organism: Leptidea sinapis
Lineage: Eukaryota; Metazoa; Arthropoda; Insecta; Lepidoptera; Pieridae
Product: tRNA (guanine-N(7)-)-methyltransferase
Exons: 6
Coding region: 187-909 (240 amino acids)
Biological process (GO): RNA (guanine-N7)-methylation; tRNA methylation
Cellular component (GO): tRNA methyltransferase complex
Molecular function (GO): tRNA (guanine(46)-N7)-methyltransferase activity
Source: RefSeq, a predicted model, not a curated record
UUAUAUUCUCUUUGGAGGUUAUGACUUAUGAGAUUAGCACGAGCUUAGAUAUGAGAUAUGAGUUAUUUGCUAUUGCUAGCGACAUAAAAAAAUCAGGGAAUGUAUAAUUCUGAAGAAUGAAAAUAUAAUAUUUGGCGAAUCGAUUCUAAUAGAUUAAUAAUAGACUUAAAAUAAACUAAAUGGGCUAUGGCUCUUCCUCAAAAAAAGUAUUAUCGUCAACGUGCACAUUCUAACCCUAUUGCCGAUCAUUGUUUUGAUUACCCAGCGCAUCCAGAUGAAUAUGACUGGACACACUUAUAUCCAUUAUUGAAAAACAACAAUGACAACAAAGAUAAAUUAGUCGAAUUUCUUGAUGUUGGUUGUGGCUAUGGUGGUCUGUUGGUCACUUUGUCACCAAUGUUCCCUGAAAAUUUGAUUUUGGGAUUAGAGAUCCGUGUAAAGGUUUCAGACUAUGUAAAUGAUAGAAUAGUGGCACUCAGAAAACAAGAAACAGAUAAAUAUCAGAAUAUUGCAGUUUUGCGGACUAAUGCUAUGAAAUAUCUACCAAAUUUUUUUCACAAAGGCCAACUAAAAAAAAUGUUUUUCUUAUACCCAGAUCCACAUUUUAAGAAAGCCAAACAUAAAUGGAGAAUCAUCAAUAAGUGGCUGCUGUCAGAAUAUGCUUAUGUUUUAGCUGAAGAAGGUAUAGUCUAUACUAUCACAGAUGUGGAAGAUCUACAUCACUGGAUAGUAUCACAUUUUGAAGAACAUUCAUUAUUUGAACGAGUGACUCAAGUUGAAUUGGAAAAAGAUUUAAUAAUUGAGAAACUGUUUGAAAGCACAGAGGAAGGCCAAAAAGUCUCAAGAAAUAAAGGUGAUAAAUUUCUUGCAGUUUUUAGAAGAAUCAGAGACAAAUUUAUAGAAAAUUAAAAAAUUAUUUGUUACAAAA